UUGAAUCGAUCUUAUAAUAAUUUGCCUAUUUCUAAAAGUUUAUUUUAAAUACAUAUUUCGUUAUGUACUACCUACUGGACCAAAACUGAAAUAUUAUUUCCGAUAAGAUCUUGUAACUGUACAAACGUGAAAAAACUUAUAUUACAGCACUUCUAUGAAAACAAGGUCUAGCAUUUGGAUUCACAUCUUCAGUGUUGUUAUAGGAUCACUAUGUCCGAUUGUCUAACAUGCGCCAAAUCCGUUGACGGCAAAGAGCAGUCGUUCGAGAUUGAGUCGAACAAGGAAAUCCAAAAUGCCUUGUGCAAGCAUUUCUGGUUCGAAGAAAGCCAAUACCUCAAAAGAUUCAUUUGUUGUCCAUGUUGGACCAAGGUUGAAGAUUUCCAUCGGUUCUACUGUGAAGUGGAAGAAUUACAUUCGAAGACGAUCUUUCCCCCCGUACAGCUGGUAGAGAUCAAGCAGGAAGAUGUCCAGCAGCAUGAUUUCGCUCCGGAAGAGCAAGAUGUUCUCAAGGAAGCUGAUACCGAUCGAAAAGACUCCAGUGAGGACGACGAUAACUGCCAGAAGAACGCGUUCAGUCCGGACACAGGUGUGACGAGCAAGCGACCGAGAUUGCAGAAGAACCCGUUGGAUGCGGUUCAGCAGUACAUUUCACAGAAGAUCCACUUGGAUUGUGAUAGUUGCGCGCAGCGAUGCGAAACAUUCGAAGCAUUGCAAAGGCAUUCCAUGAUGGAGCACGCGAAGAAGGCAACUGUUGUAUGUUGCAGCCUGAAGUUUACGAAUAACCAUCGAUUCGUCGAGCAUAUACGGUUGCAUCUGGAUCCGCACCAGUUCGAAUGUUCCCAUUGUUCCAAGCGGUUUGGAAACGGAGAGGCACUCAAAAGACACGUUCGAAGCAUCCAUGCUGCGGAACCGGGAGACGCUAUAAAGGAUGAGCAUGCGGAUGACGGUCGGGCAACUCGUAGACAAGUUCGAAGUGCUGCGAAACCAGUGGACCAUAUCGGAGAUAAACAAAAGGAUGAACCCAGCGUCACCAAGAACGAAGAUACUGAUGAGAAAGAAAGCGAUGAUCAAGCCAGUGACGAUGAGCUGGACGACGAUGACGAUGACUACGAACAGGAGAGUGAUGAUUCAGAAGGAUCGAACAAUUCGGGAGAUGACGAUAACGAUUCCGAGGAAAGCGAACAAGAAACUACAACGCGUGCAGCAGUGUCCGAGGACGAAGUGGCUCAAAUUCAGGAGUAUGUAUCGAAGAACAUAACGCUGGAAUGCGAUAGCUGCUCCGAGCGGCCAACAACCUUCAAAGAGUUGCAAAAGCAUUCCAUGGAGGACCACGGCAAGCGCGCCACUAUACUUUGCUGCAAUCGAAAGCUUCUGAACAGCUACCGAUUCGACGAUCACAUACGGUACCAUUUGAAUCCGGAUCGGUUCAAGUGUACCGAGUGUUCACGGAAAUGUCCCAAUCGGGAAGCGCUUAGCAGGCACAUGCAAACUGUACACACACCGGAGGAAGAUAAAAUAUAUUCCUGCGAAGAGUGCCAUAAGAAAUUUUCUACGAAGGACAGUUUGGCGAAACACGGUAGGAUUCACGGAGACCCGGCGCCGAAGCCUGCUGGUAAGCGCCGUUUGCGCAGGAAGGAUGUAGACAGCGAGAAACUGAUCGCAGAGCACAUCAACCUGGAAUGCGAUUCGUGUCACAAGAAGUGUAGCACGUUUCUGGCCUUGCAGAAACACUCAACAGCGGAGCAUAAGAGACGUGCCUAUGUAUUUUGCUGUGGCUUAAAGUUCAAUAGAAAACCACGGCUCAUCGAUCACGUUCUCUUCCAUCUGGAUCCGAACAGGUUCCAGUGCAAGGUGUGCCACAAGAACUUUCGACAGACACGGUCUCUGCAAAGGCACACGGAUAAGAAGCAUACGCCGGAGGAGAACAAAACGUUUCAGUGUAGCGUGUGCUCGAAGAUAUUCGCACGCCAGACGUUCCUGAACGCUCACGAACGGUACCACAACCCGAAGUGGCACUGCGAGAUCUGCGAUAAGCGCUUCGUUUGCGAAAGCUACCUAACGCAGCACCACAAGUUGAUACACACCAAAGAGCUGAGCUACGUGUGUCACGUGUGCGCCCGAACGUUCCACAACUACUCCACGUAUCGGUCCCAUCUGGAAACGCACGACACGUCGAUAAAGAAGAAACCGCACAAGCCUCGGGUGCAGUGUCCGCUGUGCGACGCCUGGACCCUGAAGCUGUCCCAUCACAUGCGGCUGCACUCGGGGACGAAGACUUGCGAAAUUUGCGGCGAGGAAUGUAAGAACAAAGUUACCUACCGGUAUCACAUGAAGAAUCACAAAACGGGUGAUUUCAUUUGCACGGUUUGUGACAAGAGCUUCAAGAGAGAGAUUGGGUUGAAGGAACACAUGGCCUCGCACACGGGCGACGUGCUGUACAGUUGCGAUUUUUGCGACCGAACGUUCAACUCGAAUGCUAACAGGGCGUCGCACCGCAAGAAGAUGCAUCCGCAGCAGUGGCUCGAGGAAAAGCUAAAGAAAGAGGCGGCCAGGAUGGGAACGUCGAAUGAAACGGUUCCCACGUAGAUAGGUGAUUUAAUGUUAUACAUUAUAUAUAAUUGAAUAAAUCAAAUGUGUUAAAAUUCGUUUUCA
Aedes albopictus (Asian tiger mosquito) is the source of this 2652-nucleotide messenger RNA. Its product is annotated as transcription factor grauzone. Gene Ontology annotation, cellular component: nucleus. Lineage: Eukaryota; Metazoa; Arthropoda; Insecta; Diptera; Culicidae. The transcript is spliced from 4 exons. Bases 211 to 2586 code for a protein of 791 amino acids. The record is from RefSeq and is a predicted model, not a curated record. Gene Ontology annotation, molecular function: zinc ion binding.